This is a messenger RNA of Sarcophilus harrisii (Tasmanian devil), 3592 nucleotides long. RefSeq names its product mitogen-activated protein kinase 14 (gene MAPK14). The transcript has 12 exons. Gene Ontology annotation, molecular function: ATP binding; MAP kinase activity. Gene Ontology annotation, cellular component: cytoplasm; nucleus. NCBI's taxonomy places the organism in Eukaryota, Metazoa, Chordata, Mammalia, Dasyuromorphia, Dasyuridae. The record is from RefSeq and is a predicted model, not a curated record. Gene Ontology annotation, biological process: protein phosphorylation; p38MAPK cascade. The coding region runs from base 135 to 1217 and encodes 360 amino acids.
AUCGCGGCUGCAGCACCUGCGGAGCGCCGGGGGGCUGCGGGGGGGCGGUGGGGAGCCGGGCCCGGGCGGGCGGGUGAAGGCGCUGGCUGGCUCCCGCUGGGCCGCCUUCGCUUUGCUGCAGCCGGCGGGGGAAGAUGUCUCAGGAGAGGCCUAAGUUCUACCGGCAGGAGCUGAACAAGACCAUCUGGGAGGUGCCCGAGCGCUACCAGAACCUGUCCCCGGUCGGCUCCGGAGCCUAUGGGUCCGUGUGUGCUGCUUUUGACAAAAAAACAGGAUUACGUGUGGCAGUGAAGAAGUUAUCCAGACCAUUUCAGUCUAUCAUCCAUGCAAAAAGGACUUAUAGGGAGUUGCGAUUACUUAAGCAUAUGAAACAUGAAAAUGUGAUUGGCCUUUUAGAUGUUUUCACACCUGCAAAAUCUCUGGAGGAAUUCAAUGAUGUGUAUCUGGUGACACAUCUCAUGGGGGCGGAUCUGAACAAUAUUGUGAAAUGUCAAAAACUCACUGAUGACCAUGUACAAUUCCUUAUCUACCAGAUUCUCCGGGGCUUAAAGUAUAUUCAUUCAGCUGAUAUUAUACACAGAGACCUGAAACCUAGUAACUUAGCUGUGAAUGAAGACUGUGAGCUUAAGAUCCUAGAUUUUGGACUGGCCCGGCACACAGAUGAUGAAAUGACAGGCUAUGUGGCUACUAGGUGGUACAGGGCUCCUGAAAUCAUGCUGAACUGGAUGCAUUACAACCAAACAGUUGAUAUUUGGUCAGUAGGAUGCAUAAUGGCAGAGCUGUUGACUGGAAGGACACUGUUUCCGGGUACAGACCAUAUUAACCAGCUUCAGCAGAUCAUGCGCCUGACGGGGACACCCCCUGCCUAUCUCAUUAACAGGAUGCCCAGUCAUGAGGCAAGAAAUUAUAUUCAAUCUUUGACCCAGAUGCCGAAGAUGAACUUUGCAAAUGUAUUUAUUGGUGCCAAUCCAUUGGCUGUCGAUCUGCUGGAGAAGAUGCUUGUAUUGGACUCGGAUAAGAGAAUUACGGCAGCUCAAGCCCUUGCCCAUGGAUACUUUGCUCAGUACCAUGAUCCUGAUGAUGAACCAGUUGCAGACCCCUAUGACCAGUCCUUUGAAAGCAGGGAUCUCCUGAUAGAUGAAUGGAAAAGCCUGACCUAUGAUGAAGUUAUUAGCUUUGUGCCACCGCCACUCGACCAAGAAGAGAUGGAGUCCUGAAAACCUGGCCUCUGUUCUAUUGAUCGCAUGUCACUGUGAGCGAAAGGCCUUUUCAUGGGAACUCUCCAAAAUCAUUCAAGUGCCUCUUGUUGCAAAGAUUCUCCAUGGUGGAAGGGUGUGUGUGUGUAUGUGUGUGUGUGUGUGUGUGUGUGUGUGUGCGUGGCUGCCUGUAUAUGUGUAUGGUGAGCUGAGAGUGAGAGAAGAAUGAGGGAGCUAUUUAUAUGAUGAUUUUCUGUAAACAUGCUCACUGAAGCUCUUUGAUAGCCUCAACUUUAGUCCCUCUGGGGAAGAGUCCAUCCAUUCUUCUUGGUUGCCGUGUUGCUGGGAUGUGGUAGAUGUGAAGCCAAAAAACCCACAAACAUCCCAGAUCCUGGACUGACCUGUUACCACCAUUAUCUGGGCUCUUCUGUGAAACCACUGGAAAAAUGGUGGUGAUGAUUUCUUGCUCACCCAUAGCAUCCCUCUUAUGGCCUCAUAAAGACAAAGGGAUAGAGUUGUUUGCUUGGCGCAAGCCUUUUGCCUGAAAACCUGAAGCCUUUGUCAGAGCGUGUACAGCUGGAAGGACCAACUCAUGUUUAUGGACUAAAAUGCGGUAUGAUAGCCUAGUGUGGUCCUCACACGGUGCCAGGUUUGUGUGAAAUUGUAAAUAUGUUUGUGCCUUAUAUAUAAAGAGAGAAAAAACCAUCCGGGAAGUCAAGGGAACCUAGCAGACUGGUGUUUCUGAGCCACUCACAGGGAGGGAGUUUCAGGGUGGCCAUGUGUAUAUGAAUCCAUUUUAAUAGAUGAGCCUUCAGAGUCAGCUUCGUGUCUGCAUGCGUGCGUGUGCGUGUGUGCGUGUGCGUGCAAGCGAGCAAACGUGUCUCUCUUCCUGUAUUCAGUAUUGCCAUUUCUCUCUGCUCCUUCUCACCUUUGGCCCGAGGCCUCCCACAUAUUGGCCCCAGGAGACGAACUCAGGUUCUAAUCUGUGUUCAUCCUGUGUGGUCUUUAUUCCUAAGCCAGGUGCGGGGGGGAUGUGCAUGUCUUACUUUGUGUGCAUGCGGAGCUGCUUGUCAAGUCCCUGGGACAGUGGGGAGAGGCCCCGGUACAGAGCAGGCUGGGCAGUGAAGAGUUGGACAGUCCAAUUCAGACCCCCUUUCACCUUAGCUGAUGCAGCAGGAAGAGUCUUGCCAGCCUCCCAGCACUAUUCAAUAUGAAUAUACUGGAUAUUAUCCUAGGUGCUUUUGAUGUGAAAACAAUGAAGAAAUGGGACUACUCGGGGUUUUCUUUGUCAUCAUGGUUUUCAAAGAAACCCUUUUCUGGGCUCUGAUGGUCAGGACUUUUCCCAGGAUCAUCUCAGACUUCGGAAAAUUGGGCGUUCUAUUCACACUCCCACUAACUCAUAGAAAUACUGAAGAUCAAAACAGAGAAUAAAAGUGCAUGAGGCUAGAAACCCUUUUUCUUUUUUGUCUCUAAAUUCAGAGAAAUUUAUUGAGGUGUCUUUCUAUCCCUUGAGAAGGAUCUAUCGGCAGCUUGACAUUCUCUCCUGGAGGAAUAGGGGAAAGAAGAAACAAAUUUCGUUUCAGUAUUGUCUAUGUUGCAGGGAUCCUUUGGGAAGAUGAUUACUGUUUUUAGUGGGGAAGAAGGGCAGAUUAUUUCAGUAUGUUGUAUAUUCAGCUUUCUCCAUCUGAAAUUUCCUCCUUACUGGUAUGAGGAAGAAUUGUUUUCAGAGUUUUGGAGAUUUUAUGCAUCUUGUGUUAAUUAUGGGCCCACACACUCAAGGCUUUUCUUCUGCAUGCAGAGAAUGGGAGUCAGCUGAGUUGGAAGAGGUUGUUUAAGUUCAUCUGUCUCAGUAAAGUGGAAUGCAGCCUAGAGGCUUAUAAGAGAAUCAGUCACCUCUGAGUGACUGAGAGCUGGAAAAAGACAGCUUCUCAAGGCUUCCCACACACUUCCUAGAGGAAGUUAACUAAAGAUGCCCUCCCUACUCUCUUGGAUAUGCAGGUCAGCUCCUCACAGAGAAAUGUAAAUAUCUCCUCUGUACCCACAGCAAGAUGAAUUUUAUUAGCCAUAUUUGGUGCAAAUGUUAGUGUAAUUUCCUACAGAGUACUGCUCAGAUUUUUUUUUUAAAUUAAGGUUUCUGCAUGUGUGCCCACAUGUGGUGAGAGACUGACUGCAUGACCCAGAAGCCUGGACUUUAACUGGACCUUGCUGGAGAGCUCCUUGGUUUCUGAGCAUCAUUGCUCCCAUCUCCCAAGCCCUCAGAAGAACAUAGCCUGGGGUAACAGAACAAGGGAGAGACUACUUUUAUUUGUAUCCAUGAACUUUUGCUGUAAUCAGUUCCACCAUAUAGGAUGUCACACAAUACCACUGGUUAAAAUAAAGCCUAUUUUUCAAGUUUA